Messenger RNA from Telopea speciosissima, 704 nucleotides. RefSeq names its product mitochondrial import inner membrane translocase subunit PAM16 like 2. Lineage: Eukaryota; Viridiplantae; Streptophyta; Magnoliopsida; Proteales; Proteaceae. The record is from RefSeq and is a predicted model, not a curated record. The transcript has 4 exons. Bases 140 to 490 code for a protein of 116 amino acids. Gene Ontology annotation, biological process: protein import into mitochondrial matrix. Gene Ontology annotation, cellular component: TIM23 mitochondrial import inner membrane translocase complex.
AAAAAAACGCUUUCUUGUCCGAUAAGCGAUAAUCUCUGUUUCUAAAGGUCACCUGAUUCAGGCUCUAUAGUGUAAAUAAUUUUUUUUUGGCUCUCCUUAGACACCAUUGCUUCGAGGCUCUGUUCACUGCUAUCGAGCCAUGGCUGCAAAAAUUCUUGCCAACUUGAUUAUAAUGGGCUCUGGGAUAUUAGGAAGGGCUAUGGUCCAAGCAUACCGUCAAGCACUUCAAAAUGCCUCUAAAUCUGGUGUUGCUCAAGAAGCAUUUCAGAAUCCCAUGCGCAGAGUUAGAAAAAUCAUGACCGAACAAGAAGCAAGGGAGAUUCUUGGUGUCACUGAGAAUGCUGCUUGGGAGGAGAUCUUGAAGAAGUAUGAUUCUUUGUUCGAGAAUAAUGCUAAGAAUGGGAGCUUUUAUCUUCAGUCAAAGGUACACAGGGCUAAGGAAUGUUUAGAAGCUGCAUACCAAAGCAAAGGUCCGGAAACAGCAGGUUGAGAAUCUGGUAGACUUUCCUCUUCAUUUGGUUCAUUGUGCUGUCAUGUUCUCCGCCUGAUUUUCUUUAUAAUUAAUAUUCUUUAUCCAAAGAUAGGAAAAAAAUUUGUACCCCACAUUUUUCCCUCAUGUUUUGAACUAACCUUGUAUCUAAUGACUAGCCCAAUAAAUUUUGAAAUUUGCAGUUUAUUCAUGGAAAACCAGAUUCUCUCUCUCA